Chrysemys picta bellii (western painted turtle) is the source of this 1726-nucleotide messenger RNA. It is a transcript of the gene TUSC3, whose product is annotated as tumor suppressor candidate 3. Gene Ontology annotation, cellular component: oligosaccharyltransferase complex. NCBI's taxonomy places the organism in Eukaryota, Metazoa, Chordata, Testudines, Emydidae. The record is from RefSeq and is a predicted model, not a curated record.
GGUGGCUAACGGUGCGGCAGGUGCUCCCCGAAGGAGGCUGGGCUGUGGGGGGAGGGAACAUGGCGCUGGGUACCAGGGCAUCGCGGUGGCUGCUGUACCUGCCGGCCGGGAGUUGCCUCCUCCUGGUGCUGCUGCUGCUGCUCUGUGUGCAGCUCGGGGGCGGACAGAAGAAGAAGGAGAAUCUGUUAGCGGAAAAGGUGGAACAGCUUAUGGAAUGGAGCUCAAGGCGCUCAGUCAUCCGCAUGAAUGGAGACAAAUUCAGAAGAUUUGUGAAGGCCCCACCUCGUAACUACUCUGUGAUUGUAAUGUUCACAGCUCUCCAGCCACAGAGACAAUGUUCUGUUUGCAGGCAAGCUAAUGAAGAAUAUCAAGUGCUGGCCAACUCAUGGCGCUACUCAUCUGCUUUUUCUAAUAAAUUAUUCUUCACUAUAGUGGAUUAUGAUGAAGGGGCAGAUGUUUUUCAACAGCUCAAUAUGAACUCUGCUCCGACAUUCAUGCAUUUUCCUCCGAAAGGUAAACCCAAGAGGGCUGACACCUUCGACCUGCAGAGAAUAGGAUUUGCAGCAGAGCAGCUAGCUAAAUGGAUAGCUGAUAGAACGGAUGUCCAUAUUAGGGUAUUCAGGCCUCCGAACUAUUCAGGCACUAUUGCACUGGCUCUUUUAGUGUCACUUGUUGGUGGCUUGCUGUACUUGCGAAGAAAUAACUUGGAGUUCAUCUACAACAAGACUGGCUGGGCAAUGGCAGCUCUGUGCGUUGUGUUUGCUAUGACUUCUGGUCAAAUGUGGAAUCAUAUCCGGGGACCUCCAUAUGCUCAUAAGAAUCCUCAGAAUGGACAAGUGAGUUACAUACAUGGGAGCAGUCAGGCUCAAUUUGUUGCAGAAUCACAUAUUAUACUACUACUGAAUGCUGCUAUCACCAUGGGAAUGGUUCUUCUGAAUGAAGCUGCUACUUCCAAAGGGGAUGUUGGAAAAAGGAGAAGAAAUGAGGAAAUAAUGAAAAUUGCCAGCUGUCAUCUGCCAUUUAAAGAGCUAACAUGUCAAUUUAAUAUGCCUCGUAGGACUGGGUUUGGUGGUUUUCUUCUUCAGCUUCCUGCUGUCGAUAUUCCGCUCCAAAUACCAUGGCUAUCCAUACAGCUUCUUAAUUAAAUGAAUUCAAGUGGGAUACACAUAAGGCUAAUGUUUACUAUGAAGAUAAGCAAUUACUGAUAUUAUCUGCUCACCUAUAUUACAUUUAUUCAAGAUUCCUGUGUUGGUUCAUCUGUGUAUUUUUUUAUUUUAUUUUUUUGUGUGAUAAGUUACAGUAUUCUUGUAGAGAAAAUAUUUUUUUUUAUAUCUUACAUAAAGAAUGCUUCAUUUAAAUUAUAGGAACCUAUAUAUUAAAUGUUAAAUAUCUUAAUGGAAAAUGUGGCAAACUGUUGUGGAUACAGUAUAUUUAGUGGUGCAAAAUUUAAAGAACAUUAAUUAUAAUGUGUCUUGUGGUUGUAUUGCCACCUUGUUGACAGGUUAUUAAAAAACCAAAAGGAUAUGACUGAGGUCUUUUUUGGUAACGUGUUAUAAAGUUGUCUUGAGAUGUACUUUAGAAACCCCCCACCCCACCAACAAAAAACAAACAAAAAAAACCCUGCUAUUGGAGAAACCAUACAUGAAGUUAAAACUGUUAUUUGAUCACAUAGAGCAUAUUAUAAUUUAUUAAUGCCACUUGGACAAUAAAGAAAAUAAAUGUUGAA